Molecule: messenger RNA, 2410 nt
Organism: Nilaparvata lugens (brown planthopper)
Lineage: Eukaryota; Metazoa; Arthropoda; Insecta; Hemiptera; Delphacidae
Gene: phtm
Product: cytochrome P450 306a1
Exons: 7
Coding region: 210-1709 (499 amino acids)
Biological process (GO): xenobiotic metabolic process
Cellular component (GO): cytoplasm; intracellular membrane-bounded organelle
Molecular function (GO): oxidoreductase activity, acting on paired donors, with incorporation or reduction of molecular oxygen, reduced flavin or flavoprotein as one donor, and incorporation of one atom of oxygen; iron ion binding; heme binding
Source: RefSeq, a predicted model, not a curated record
GGAGUAGUGAUAGUUGUUAUAUAAGUUCAGCACACUUUUUAAGUUCAGCAUGUAUAUUGUGAUGUGAAGUCUGUACAACGAGCAAGUUAGUGAUGCAAUGUAUAUUUUGUAGUGAUGUGAUGGUACGUGGUAUUGUCGAGUCUGUUUGGAAUUCAAUAAGCUGUGAUUGGAAUCAUAAUACUUAUGGGUGAAACAGUCCACGAACAAUAAUGGAUGACUACAGCCUAUUGACAAUCUCCUUAUCGCUUCUGUUAUCCUGGCUGCUUUACUUUCUCACAGUCAAGAUCCUACGAUGGAGAGUCCUUCCCCCAGGACCUUGGGGUCUUCCCGUGGUGGGCUACCUGCCCUGGCUUGAUCCUGAACAUCCUUACCUGUCCUUCACUAAUCUGGCCAGGAACUUUGGUCCGAUCUACAGCAUCCAGAUGGGGCGGCUGUCCACGAUUGUUAUCACUGAUCCUAAACUGAUCAAGCAGGCUUUCAAUAUGGAUGCUCUGACUGGGAGAGCCGAUCUAUAUUUGACGCAUGGUAUUAUGAAGGGAUAUGGUUUGAUUUGCUCUGAAGGUCCAAGAUGGAGGGAACAGAGAAAAUUUGCAGCUACUUGUCUGAAGAAUCAAGGGAUGGCCAAAUCGCACCCUAAACGAGAGAAAAUGGAAGCAUUGAUUGUGAGUGGAGUGAAUGACACAAUGAUGAGAAUCACGAAUGAUGAAUCGUCAGCGACAUCUGGUGUGGAGUUUUCGCACUUUCUAAUUCACAGCAUCGGCAAUGUCAUGAAUGUGAUAAUUUUUGGGCGCGAAUAUUCCUAUGACGACCCAACGUGGAAACUGCUGACGCAUUUGGCUGAAGAGGGAGUCAAGUUGAUUGGGGUUGCUGGUCCACUCAACUUUCUACCAUUUUUGAGAGUGAUCCCCAAGUUCAGAGGCUCGAUGGACUUCAUAGUGAACGGGCUGGAGAGGACUCACGAGAUCUACCGCGAGAUAACGGCGGAACACACGGGCGAAGAGGAUGACGUGGUAGGCAGUUUCCUGCGGGAGCAGAGGUCACGUGACGACGCCAAGGUCGCUCACUCGUUCAGCGACGACCAGCUCAACUUCCUCGCAGCCGAUCUGUUUGGUGCUGGCCUGGACACCACCCUGGCAACCCUAAGAUGGUUCUUCACCAUGAUGGCUGUUUAUCCUGACAAACAGGAGAAAGUUUAUACGGAGCUGUCAACAGUGCUAGGCCAGAGUACCAAACCUUGCCUGGAAGACAGUCACCGCCUGCCCUACCUGGAGGCGGCAGUCAGCGAAAGUCAGCGACUGAGGACAGUGGUGCCAACCGGCAUCCCUCACGGGGUCAACACUGACUGUCAGCUGGGUGCCUACAGGCUGGCAAAGGGCACAAUGGUGGUACCCCUGUUGUGGGCCGUGCACAUGGAUCCCCAAAUUUGGCCCCAGCCUGACGAAUAUCGUCCCGAGAGGUUCUUGGAUGAGGACGGCAACUACAGGAAGCUGGAUGCGUUGAUGCCUUUCCAGAUUGGUAAACGUGUUUGUCUUGGCGAGGAGCUGGCAAGAAUGAUCAUUUUCCUGUACGCUAGCACCAUUUUGCAAAAAUUUAAAAUAGUAUUGCCAGAUGAUGCAAUACCUGAAGGGAAAGAUCCUUUGGAGGGAUUGUGUGGGAUUACGUUUUUACCGAAAUAUGGACGACUGAUUUUCAAAUCAAGAGUCAAUUGAGAUUUGAGAAAAUGAUUCGUGAGUGUGAGAGAUGAGUGUUUCGGAUGUCAUUAUUAUCCUGCUUAGUUAUUUCAUUUCUAUCAGAUUUUUGUAUCAUUAUGUUAGGACUUAAAACGCUAAUUUUUUAGUGUUUUUUUGAGAUCAUUAUGAUCUGUAUUACAAUGGAAAAUUUACAAGUUGUUUGAGAUACAUUAUUUUCCAUGAUAUUCCCACAGAAUCAUACUUUUUAUGAUAUUAUAAGCUUACUAUUUACAUUGUUAGAGCAAGUUUCAAUUUCUACAACUUUUUAUGUAUUACCGUACCCUUGUUCCUAAGCUAUAUAGACCUGAUACUAGCCUAUUUAGGUUGUAUAUGAGUGAUAAAUUAAUAUUAGAUAUAGUUUUAGUUAUAAGUUAUCAUAUAAUGAUAAUUAUUUUUCCUCAAAACAACAUUGGUAACGACACAUCGGUUCAUAAUUCAAGUGAAACAUCUUGGGACGUUCUUAUCCUUACUUUCAUUUGAUUUUCAUUGAGAAAUUUGAAAGUUGGAAUCCUUGUGAAUGUUUUUAAUGUUGUGACAGUUCUUACUAUUUCUAAGUUAUACUUUUUUAACUCUCCAACAUCUGAAUGUUGUCUCCAUCUGGAACAGUUUGUAGAUUUCAAUUUCGAAAUCAUUGAAUGUAUGCAAACUUUCCUAAUAAAUCCUUUUAUUUUUCAUUUCAA